Penicillium taxi is the source of this 1329-nucleotide messenger RNA. RefSeq lists its product as uncharacterized. The transcript is spliced from 3 exons. Gene Ontology annotation, cellular component: fungal-type vacuole membrane. Gene Ontology annotation, molecular function: transmembrane transporter activity. Gene Ontology annotation, biological process: transmembrane transport. The record is from RefSeq and is a predicted model, not a curated record. The coding region runs from base 1 to 1329 and encodes 442 amino acids. NCBI's taxonomy places the organism in Eukaryota, Fungi, Ascomycota, Eurotiomycetes, Eurotiales, Aspergillaceae.
AUGGAGUCCGAAAAAACAUUAUCUCGACAAUCAAGUCUAGCUGACACAGUUUCACUACCUCUGUGUAAUAGAAAAUUACCGAGUGUCUACGAUGAGAAAGACUUUCCUCCCAUGGAUGGCGGUUUCCAUGCAUGGAUGUUUUUAGCAGCUUGUACCAUGUUCGAUGCGUUAGUUUGGGGUUUUGCCUUUUCUUUCGGUGUUUUCCAAAACUAUUAUAGACACGAUGAUCGGUUUGAAGGAUCGCCCAUGAUCGCCGUCAUAGGAACUUGCGCUGCGGGUGUCGCAUAUCUGAGCUGUCCUAUAGCUAUUGUUGCAAUGAUACUCAUUCCCAGCAUGUCCAGGUGGUUUUCGACAAUUGGAUUGAGCAUAAUGUGCUUCUCUUUAGCGAUGGCAUCCUUCUCGUCAAAUGUUACACAUCUUGUGCUCUCGCAGGGCAUUGGCUUUGGUAUUGGUGGCUGUAUUGCAUAUAGUCCGUCCAUCUUAUUCAUGCCUGAAUGGUUUGAUAGACGUCGUGGGCUUGCAUUCGGUGUGGUGUGGGCUGGGUCCGGAUUAUCGGGAAUUGUCUUUCCAAUUGUGUUGGGGAAGCUUCUGCAUCACCUGGGAUUUCGAACAACAUUGAGAAUUUGUUCUGUUUUAUUGUUUGUGAUGGCCGCUCCAUUCUUAUACUAUCACAAAGCUCGGCUGCCAAGAUCAAGUAAGGUCGAUCACAAUAGGCUGAAUACUCAGUUCAUAUUCAGCCGGGUCUUUGUUACCUAUAAUCUCGGGAACAUUCUCGAAGCACUUGGAUUCUUUCUCCCAGGAAUUUAUCUCCCAUCUUUUGCGCACCGCAUUGGCGCGACAGAGCUCGUGGCCUCACUCACGGUCACAGUCCUAAAUUUGGCAUCGGUUUUUGGCAGUGUUGCUUUGGGAUUCUUGACCGAUCGCUUUCAUGUACUGACCUGCAUUGCAAUAUCUACUGUCGGUACUGUGAUCUCGGUCUUCCUUCUCUGGGGAUUUUCAACCACAGUUCCUGUUCUGUUGGUAUUCUGUGUCGCAUAUGGACUCUUUGCGGGUAGUUAUUCAGCAACGUGGUCUGGGAUGAUACGCGAGGUUCAGAAGGUUGAUUCAGCUGCAGAUCCGACUAUCAUCUUUUCUCUCAUUGCGUUUGGACGGGGAAUUGGAAAUGUUGUCAGUGGGCCUUUUAGUGAGUUCUUGCUGAGGAAGGACAGCAGGAAUGAACAUAUGCUUGGGGCUUAUGGCAGUGGUUUUGGGUUAGUUAUUGGAUGUACAGGUUUGACUGCAUUUCUGGGUGGAUUGUGUUUAGUGGCCCGGUUGUUCAAGUACAUAUAG